Bolinopsis microptera is the source of this 750-nucleotide messenger RNA. RefSeq lists its product as uncharacterized. The record is from RefSeq and is a predicted model, not a curated record. The transcript has 3 exons. NCBI's taxonomy places the organism in Eukaryota, Metazoa, Ctenophora, Tentaculata, Lobata, Bolinopsidae. The coding region runs from base 1 to 750 and encodes 249 amino acids. Gene Ontology annotation, cellular component: cytosol.
AUGGGUAAGAGCUUUGGGACCAGUUUCUUCGGUAUAAUUGAUAAUGCCGCCAAUACGCUAAGAAAGCCAGAUUAUAAAUGUUUUCAUCGUGAGGGGGACGGAGAGUUAAGAUAUUUUCGUCCCAUUGACGGUGAUAUUCCUACUUUAGAAAACACUACUGAACUAGAUGCGAUUAUCUGUCUUGGAUCCGCUAAGUCAGCUUACGAUGAUGACCAGUGGAUGUUGGAACUUUGCGAGUUUUUCAGAUCUAUAGCCAACACAAAACUCAAACUUUUUGGCUCUUGUUUUGGCCAUCAGUUGAUCAACAAAGCGUUUGGUGGUACGGUUACAAAGAACGUGGAUCAAGGUUUUAUCUUCGGAGCGGACGGGAUAAAGAUCUCCAUACCGGAGGAUUUGGGAGACUCAGCGAUAUCAAUGUUACUGGAAGACGGGACAAGUUUGAAGAUGUUGCAGAGUCAUGGUGAUGAGGUAGUGACGUUGGGCGAGGGAGCACGACUGCUAGGCUCUUCAGAGAGGUGCCUGAAUGAGGUGGUCUUGGUGCGGGGAAAUAUCCUGACCAUGCAGUGUCACCCUGACCUUACUCCCGAGCUAAUGAUGACCAACAUAUGGCCCGCCAUAUCAGGCAGGGGCCGGGGGCUGUUGAUCCAGCUGAUAAGGACAAAUCUGGAUGAAAUGAGAAACGGUGAAGAAACUUUCAACUGUGUCCAUAUCCUCGCGUGGCACUUGGACUUUGAGUUGGAGGUUGACUGA